AGUCGGAAUAUACAUGACCAUUUACGAUGCCAAAGCAGAAAAUCUCAAGUCUUAUGGAUCAGAAAGAUUUUAUUACAUGGAUUUGACAGACAAGUUAUUCGACCACUUAUCGUCGGCCGACAUCGUUAAACUAAGAGAAGACCUGGAAAAGAAGGGCGCUCUUCAUGGAGCUUAUAUUGAACGCUUUUCAAGGGGAAUAAUUUUAGCUGUAGGAUUUGAUGAUAUAGGUGCAUUAGAUUCACUUUGGGAUCUGUACCAGAGAGGGAAACUGAGCAUGACGUUCCAGGACGUUAUUGUCAAUAGUACGGUAUUAAAGAAGCUUAAAACGUCCAAGAUUGUACUCAGAUCUAAAAUCUUGGAAUCUGAAUACAACAACUGUACAAACGAACUGUUAAGUAGAAAAAUGAAAAGACUAGAAACAAAAACUAGAGAAGUAGACAAGAAAAUGGUGCUAAGAUUGGCAGAACAACAAAAGAGUUUCACCGAUAAUGUGCAAUCCCUGAAGGACACGGAGGAAAACAUUGAAUUAUCGUUAGGAGAAUUUGCUCUUACCAUGAAACAGAUACUACCACAAGGUGUACUCGAAUUAAAAACUAUACGAGAGUUCGAAACAAAUUACAAAAUGGACAAAGGAACAUCACGUGUCAAAAACACAAAAAUUAUUGACCAGUUCAUAGACAUGUUAGGGAAGUUACGAACCACAUUCACGGAAGCGUUUACACAAUUAUAUGUACCCUUACUACAAGUUCAUUCCAUUUGUGAAAGCGAAAAACAAAAACAAAUUAAAAGAGACAUACGCAGGAAAAUUAACAUUGGACAAGAAUUAAUGAAACCGGAAGCUCCGCUCAAAAUUGUGAUUCAUCCCGUCUGGGCAAGAAAGAUACUUCCUCGGGAGCAGUCAUUAUUCCGUGGACUUGAGUGCGUACUUCCGCUUGCUGUGGGAGCUCUCAAAGACAUCGACUUCAUGCUUGAUGAAUAUAUUAACGAUUUUGUAUUGUAAUAUGUUUAUAUUUCAUGUCAUUAGUCCGUCCAUAUAAUAUAAAAUAAUAAA
Mytilus trossulus (common blue mussel) is the source of this 1051-nucleotide messenger RNA. RefSeq lists its product as uncharacterized. The transcript is spliced from 3 exons. The record is from RefSeq and is a predicted model, not a curated record. Lineage: Eukaryota; Metazoa; Mollusca; Bivalvia; Mytilida; Mytilidae. Bases 14 to 1000 code for a protein of 328 amino acids.